This is a messenger RNA of Amblyraja radiata (thorny skate), 1238 nucleotides long. Its product is annotated as synapse-associated protein 1-like. Gene Ontology annotation, cellular component: nucleus; Golgi apparatus; cytoplasm. Gene Ontology annotation, biological process: regulation of short-term neuronal synaptic plasticity; TORC2 signaling. Lineage: Eukaryota; Metazoa; Chordata; Chondrichthyes; Rajiformes; Rajidae. The record is from RefSeq and is a predicted model, not a curated record. The transcript has 9 exons. Bases 37 to 1131 code for a protein of 364 amino acids.
GUGGCGACGGCGCGGCCUAGCGCUCCAGGCUUCACCAUGUUCAGGGCGCUGGCGGCCGGCGGGUGGCUGGCGUGGCCGGGAGACGCCGGCUACUCCGCCCGCCAGGAGGAGGCCGAGCUGCUGCACCCCCCAAGGGAGGAUGGCGAGGAGCCGUGGGCGGGAGAGGAGGCGCCACCGCCGGGCCUGGAGCCUGAGGCUGGGCCUGGAGCCGGAGCCGGCCCCGAGCAGGCCAGAGGCGUGGGCAGUUACCUGCGGAAUGUGGCUACAUCUGCUUCAAAGAAAGUAUCGGACUCGAUGCGAGAGACUGCCCAGACAAUAAAGAAAACUGUCGAGGAACAUAAAAUAGGCAAUCUCCUUGACAUGACAAUCAUUGGAAAUUUCAAUAAGGAACAAGAAAAAUUUAUGGACGAACAAAAAUCAAAGAAAUCAGAAUCAGCUCUCCCACCCUGGGCAGGAUACAAUAAUGAGGAGUCUGUAAAGCAGCAAGUCCUCUCUUUGUCUGAAGAUCGUCGGAACUUUCUGCGAGAUCCUCCUGCUGGUGUACGAUUUAGCUUUGAUUUCAACACCGUGGCACCCGUUGCUGUUGUGAUGCUUCGUGAAGACAAGCUGCUGAGCAAAAUGCGUUUUGAGCUUGUUCCAAAACUCGUAAAGGAAGAACAGUUCUGGAAGAACUAUUUUUACCGAAUAUCUCUUAUUAAACAGUCUGUACAACUCUUGUCUCAAGCUGCCGGACAGCCUGAAAACUCCAGAGAUGAACCGGAUGCUUCAGAAAACAGCCUCCCUGCCACAGAUUCAGUACUUUCAUCGCCAUCCACGGUGCCAGUGAGAAAGCAAAAUGAAUCUGCUGGGGCUCCCUCUGGACAGGAGGUUUCCAUAAGUCCAACUGCUAAUGAGUUUGUGAGUGAUGCAUUUGACACAUCGUUCCUAAACCAGGAAGACAUCUUGAGGGGCAUGGAGCAACUGGGCAUGAGCAGCGACCAACCAGCUCCUGGUGACGAAGCGGACGACAUCCCCGAGUGGGAGAAGGAGCUGCAGCGUGAACUGCAGGAGUUCGAAAUUGUUGAAGGGAAAGCAAAAGUGAGCGACGCCUGGGAGAAAGAAAUCGAGGCGUUGCUUCAGGAAGAGGAUUAAAGAGCAAAUUUGUUCUCAUAACCUGUGUGUAGGAAGGAACCGCAGGUGCUGCUUUAAACCCAAGAUAGACACAAAAUGCUGGAGUAACUCAGCGGGACAGGCAGCAU